This is a messenger RNA of Scomber japonicus (chub mackerel), 8212 nucleotides long. RefSeq names its product shroom family member 3 (gene shroom3). Gene Ontology annotation, biological process: actin filament organization. The record is from RefSeq and is a predicted model, not a curated record. Bases 358 to 6486 code for a protein of 2042 amino acids. NCBI's taxonomy places the organism in Eukaryota, Metazoa, Chordata, Actinopteri, Scombriformes, Scombridae. Gene Ontology annotation, molecular function: actin filament binding. The transcript is spliced from 26 exons. Gene Ontology annotation, cellular component: adherens junction; apical plasma membrane; cortical actin cytoskeleton.
UUUGUCUUUCAGCAGAUCUGAUCUGAUCUGACCUUCUUUCAUCUUUAACUUUGAUCACUUUCUCUCCUUCGGGAAACUUUUGAACCUCGUCCCCACACUCCAGCUGGUGGUUUCGGGGUGUUGUUGGAGGCUGUCUACCGGCCGGGGACUGAGCCUUCGGGAAUGCACUUUGCAGGAAACGCAGCUCGCUGCUCGGACACCUCCUGCUUUCUUUUUUUCUUAACGAGGAGUUACAAAUGAAUGAAGGACAUGCGAUCGUGAAGGAAAGAAAGUUUUCUUCUGUCUCCCCUCCUCAGUCCGCCGGGCCGCAGCCGGGCUGAGGGCAUAGGAGCCCGGAUUGAGCGCUCCCUAGACGGCAUGGAGACCGGUGGUGCCGGCGGCCGGGCGGGGCUCCAGCAGCAGCAGCAGGCGGCGGGCGGAGGAGGAGGAGGUAGCGGCGGCUGGGUGCUAGUGGAGGCCCGGCUGCAGGGAGGAGCACCGUGGGGCUUCACCCUGCAGGGCGGCCUGGAACAUGGAGAGCUGCUCAUCAUCUCCAAGGUGGAGGAGGGCGGUAAGGCAGACCGCUUGGAGCGCCCUCUGCUGGUGGGGGAUGAGAUCAUCAUCAUUAAUGAUAUUGAGCUGACUGGAUACAGACAGGAAGCCAUUGCUCUUGUCAAAGGAUCGUACAAGACUCUGCAGCUCACCGUCCGCAGGGAGUUUGACCCAGGAUACAUUGAGGAGUUUGGCACCUCACCUCCCUCCCUCCCUGAUCUUCCUCCUCCGUCUCCUCCCCCUCCUUCUUCUCCCCUGCCGCCACACCAUCAACAACAACAACAAGACACACCAACGUCUUCCCGCCGCAGCAGACCAUGUUCAGCAGGAGGAGUCCAACUACGCAUCAAGAACAGACGCAGUGAGACAGCAUCUCGUCCUCACUCGUGGCACUCAACAAAGCUUGGGGAGUGUCAGCAACAGCCAGACCAAGGAAGGAUGGAUGCAGUGAGCAGUGCCUGGCACCACAACUACCAUGCCAGCGCUUCGACCACUGACCUCUCGGGCGGGUUUGAAUCUGGCGGCAGCUACCUGAGGAAGAGUCCGGACCAGUACAGCUCAAGGGGCAGUAUGGAGAGCCUGGAUCCUCCUCAGUCCUCCCAGCAUCACCACGGAGUCCAGCAUCACCACUCACUGGGGCACCACGCCCAUAGCGGACCACACCCCGCCUACUCCUCCUGCCACCAGCUGUCCUCUGCCAGAUCCUCCAACAGUAUCGACCACCUCCACAGCAAACGAGACUCUGCCUACUCGUCCUUCUCCACUAGCUCCAGUAUCCCAGAGUACCUUGCCUCCGCCCCCUCCUCCAGCCCCGAGCGCUGCUAUUCGCUGGAGACCGUCCCUCAGAGAGUAGGAGGAAGUGGGGAGAUGCAGCAGGCCGACAUACGUUACAUCCGGACUAUUUACGACACUCAGCAGGGACUUUCUCAAGAGCACGAGUUGAGCUCCACUUCCGCCGCGUUGCUACGCAACAAUGACUCCAGAAGUGCAAGGGGAGGGCAAAGCCGAGAUGUGCAAGGUUCAGGGGGUGGAGUUUGUUACCGUGGCAGCAGCAGCAGUAGUAGUAGCAUCAGCGGCGGUGGUGUACCAGCUUCAAACAGACACAGUGUGGGUCCAAUAUGGGGCCCAGCAACCAGCCGCAGCUCUUAUGAGAGCCUGAAGGGUGCUCCGGCUCCACCAAGGCGCAGCGACAGCUAUGCAGCCAUCAGGAACCAUGAGAGACCAAACUCCUGGUCUAGUCUGGAGCAUGCCCGGUCACUACGGUCUUUGCAGAAAGGUUCCUGGCAUCACUCCAGUGGACCUUUGGCUUCAGGCUCAGCAAAAGGCUCAUACAGCAACGAGGGGCAGCUUCACACAGUGAUAGAGAAGAGUCCGGAGAGCAGCCCUACAAUAAAGCCCCGACAGGGCGGAGGCUUUCCACAGCCUCCUUCGCCACCUGGUUCCUCCUCCGGCCUAGCAGACCCCACUCCCCAGUCCGGUCGCCUCAUUCUGCCCACAGGUGUGUACCCUGUCCCCCAACCUGAGCCCCACUAUGCACAGAUGCCCAGCUCCAGCCCUGUGCCAUCUUCCUCUGGAGUCUACCCUGCUCUGGCCAAGGAGAGCAGCCGACAGCACGGGCUGCACAGCGUCGGAGGAUGGGAUGAGGAAGCCACAGAGGGGUUGAGGGAUGGAAGGAUGUCAACUACAGAAAAUGGAUACCAAAACACUUCUUCUUCAUCAUACCACCACUCAUCGUCUUCAACACCUGCCUCUGCACAGCUCAGGAAUCAAGCACAUGAGACAGACAGACCCCACCUGAAACCUGCUGUAGGAUCAGAGGGCCAGGCAGGCACCCAAAGGCCUCAAAGCCACCAAGGGCCUUACAAUCAGAGGCCCCAUAUUCAUUCUAAUCAGGGACUCCACAGCCAAAUGUCCCAUGAACAGAACCAAGAUUUACACAGUCAUCAAAUCCAGUCGACCUCUGGCCACAGGCGUACAUCCUCACAAGAGUGGAGGGACCCCUACACACUUGACCAGUCUAGGAGAGACAAAAACAGAUCAAUGGAUCAACCCAUCAUUCAUAGAGAGUCAGGGGCAUCCUCCAGGGUCGCCCAGGGACAGGUCCCAUCUACCCAUUUACCUGUUCACCCCCAGGCUCAGGAUCAGAUGACCCCUGCCUCCCAGCCCCGUCACCACAGCGACUCAGCAGUUCUACAGCACCACCAAUGGGAGCAGAGAGAGCAGGACAGAGACAGAGAACACCCACUGACCCGCCUGGAGAACGCCCUCGCCGAGGUCCAACGAUGUGCCAGCCCUGAAAGUGUUGCCUCUGCUAGUAGUCAUGGUAACAGUAAUGUCAGCGAAGGCAACCAGGGACCUUCCCGCUGCCUCUCGGUCCUGGAGAAGGUCAGUCGGUUUGAGCGUCGUGAACGUGGCGGAAAGCCGCACAGUCACAACACCGGCCAUGGACACAACAAGGCUGCUCAUCAUCGGAUGACUGAGAAAGGCCGCAAUGCCGCCUGUGGAGCAGAGGACCUCAGAAACAUGCUGGAGAGAAGUACCAACGGCCCCAAAGCCCACAGAACUCUGAGCUACAGAGGAGGCAGCAACGACUACAUGAAAUACAGGACCCCAGCGGAUCCCAGCUCAGCCCUCCAGAGAAGCCGCAGCACUUACCAGCUGGAUGAAUCCAGGGAAGGAGACAGGAGUAAGGAAUUCCCCUGGAGACAGGAUAUCCAGGAGAUGCUGGGCUCCAUGCAGGACACCUCCUUAAACAGAUCUUACAGGGACUCCGUGAAAGACGCCCAAUCUAAGGUCCUGCGGUCCACCUCCUUCAGACGAAAAGAUCUCAACUCCUCAACUAGCCCUCCUCCUUCUGCAGCUCCUCCUCCUGUCCCCUAUUCUGGCAGCCAUCAACCUCCGCCCGUCCCCGCCAAGUACCACUCCUUGGAGAAGAGAGGUCCAAAAACCAAGCCGAAACCACAGGGCGUUGUUAUCCCACCACAGUCUCCAACACUAGCCACCUCCCCUCAUACCCCAAAAGAGCGGCAUGUAGUUGGCCCGGAGAAUCGAGGUUCAAGCCCCCCGGCCCUCCCCAACAUCCCACCAGUUGGACCUCCUGCUGUAUUGCGUAUUUGUGGCCGCAAGCGUCUGACUGCGGACCAGAAGAAACGCUCAUACUCAGAGCCAGAGAACAUGAAUGAGGUUGGAGUUUCGGAUGCUGAGACUACUGCCCUCUUCAGGCGUGGUGGAGAAACCAGUGUGGCAGACCGCCGGAAGAUGUUUGAACUUGUGGCGAACCGUUUCGCGACAUCGCACAACACCGCAUCAAAGCCCGAUUUACGACAGCUUCAACAUGAUGCUCUGGCGGAGUACGUGGAGAGGAAGAGAGGUGUUAAGAGAGACGAGGGAGGACCGAGGAGUGGACCGAGGCCUCGCAGUGCUUAUGUACAGCCUGAAAACAACUACUAUGCAGGCUCCUACUGUCACUCAGACACCCUCAGCCUCUCCUCCACCUCCACCUCCAGCCUUAACCCGCUCCAGGACUCUGGCCCAGAUCGGAGCUUCUCCCCUGAGGAGAGGCGUCAGUGCUCCACCCUUCCUACUGGAGGUGACCUACGGAGCCUCCAGUCCAACCUAUUCUACCCAGGCAGGGUGACUUCUCCGAGACCUCCAGCGAACCCACAGCCCAGUGCUCCUACUGGCUCACCAACUGAGCUCCAGGCUCACUUCUCCAGCACCCAGCACCUCCAGGAUUUCACCCCUGAAGCAGAGCUCAGCAGACAGGGUCAGUGUUUGAGCAGAGAGUCAGAUGUGGGCCACCAGCAACAGGCAACAGGAGUAUCCAAGCAGCACAGCAACGGGGCUCUGCAGAGGGUCGGGUCAGUUCGGGGCUCAGGGAAGUCGGCUUCUGCUGAGGAUCUUUUGGAGAGAUCAGAGGAGAAACCUACGACUCCUUAUCACUACCGCUCCCGCUCCUCCCCCUCAGUGGAGAGGCUGAUCCAGGACUUCCCCUCAGGUGACAUCAGGAUGUUUGGUGUCUUCAUCUCUGAACCUGGACGCCACUCUGUAGCUGGGGACAGACCAACAGACCUCCAGGUAUCAGGGGGCCUUGUCUCUUCUCAAUCAUUGAUGAACAGUCCGAACACCGCCCGAACUGAAGGACCUUCUCAAAACCCAGCUUCCUCCCACACUCCUGUCACUCGUAGAGAGCGGCAGAGGAACAGUGAGCGGCAGCGAGCCAACAGCACCUCCACUCUGGCAGCAUCUGUUGGCCUGCCCUGCCCUUUCUCCCCAUCUGGGACUCCAGGCGGAAGUGGAACUGAGUGGCAUGCUAGCGAGAGGCUAAGCCAGGCCAACCUAGAUGCCAUCACCUUCCCAGGCCUCCCACAAACCAGCAAAGAUGGUGACAGUGAUAGAAACAGUGAAACCAUGGUGACAGGCAAAGAGACAAGACAAUGUCUGAGUGACUCCAGCAUAUUAGAAGACACUACAAAGGACAUGCAUAGAAGGAGAGCCCUCAGUUUUGAGAAUAAAGAAACUGACUCAGAAAACACCAAACAAGUUUCAUCAGUGACUCCAACACCCAUGACCCAUUUCCAGCUUGCAACCCCACCAAACAGGAAGAACAAUGAGAGCACCAUGUCAUCUCAAUCCUCCAGUGUGUCCGUCCACCCGCGCCUGCCCUCACUACGAAUCUCAGAGUCCAGCCUCUUCAGCUCCAUGGACCAGCAGCAACCAGUUGAAACCUCCAGAGGACUAUUACAGGAGUAUGAUGAGGUCUUUCUCCAAAAUCCUCCCCCUCCGUCACCUCCUCCGCCAAUCAAAGAGACAAACAUCACAGAGGACUUCCCUCCUCCUCCUUCUCCUGUUGAGUUGGACCAGAGUGCCCAAGAGCAGACCAUGGAAAGCCUCCAUUCUUCACUGAAGCCACAGCCUUUCACCAUCACAUCCGUCUCCACAUCCAGUUUUUCUGGCUCGGACACCCAGGAGUCCGAAGACACCCUGGGUCUUGGUUACCAGCCCCUGCCUAAGAGGGAAAAGACAUCUGAGGAGCUGCGAGUGGAGGCACUGGCACAGCAGCUGGUAUCGCAGGACAGCUCUCUGGCACCCCUUCUGGACACAUGGGGGGGGAAGUCUACCAUAGAGCUUGUGGAGGAGAUCUUUCCAAACAGUAGAUUGGGUGGUAAAUUGCCAUGGCAACGCAGUAGCAGCAAUGGCAUCAACACGUUGACGAAUCAAGGAACAGAGACUGAUCUGGACGAGGACGAGAAAGACCUUGACAGCAGGAAGGUUGAGCUGUGUGAUGCUCUGAGCCUCAGUUUGGCAGCUCUGCGACAGGAGAAGGAGGCUCUGUAUGAGGAGCAGAGGAGACACCAGGCGCUGGGGGCGAGCAUCGAGUCACUAGUGCAGGAACGCUGUAAGACCAACGAGAGGGACAAGUACAGCAUGUUCAUCGGAGAUUUGGAGAAGAUUGUAAACCUGCUGCUGUCUCUGUGCACCCGGCUGUCGAGGAUCGACAGGUCUCUGCUCGCUCUGGAGAGAGAAGAGCUGUCACAAGAGGACAUAGCUGAGGAGAGGGACUCCCUCCAUCACAAACGCUCUCAGCUCCUCCGUCAGACCGAAGAUGCCCGGGAGCUGAAGGAGAACUUGGACCGGCGGCAGCGUGUGGUCCACAACAUCCUCUCCGGCUACCUCAUAGAACCACAGCUCCAGGACUUCCGCCAGUUCAUCAGCACCAAACCCUCCCUGAUGAUUCACCAACGGAACCUCGAUGACCUCAUACGGCAGGGGGAGGAGCAGCUGACGCAGUUGGCUGAGAGCCUGCCGCCAGAGGUGGUGGUGGCCCAUGAUUGGUCUUCACUCUCCUCAUCGAGUCCUGCCACCUGCUCUUCUCCGUUUCCACCGCUGCUUCCCCCCUCUCUGAUUCCAGCCCCCACACACUCAGUCAGGUCCACCACUGUGACAUCACUGUGAUGUCACGGACAGGCCACUGCUACAGGUGGCAGUGCAGGACGAGAAAUGAAGAAGAGCCGAUAGGCUCCCUAAAAACUCACUCGGAUUUGGAGUGAUGCUCUAAACUGAAGGAGCUUAACAUGAAGGAUUAAUGGGCCUGAAGCAGGCAGCGUUCACACUGAAAAUACUAUGCAGACUUCACACAUGAAGAAGAAAAAAGCCUUUAUUGUGCCUCAUUCUAUUCACACCUGACUGUACGUCUCACCUGAGGGAUAAUCACAGCCUCAGCUCACCUCAACAUUAACAAACAGCACUAUGUGGACUCAAAGUGACUGCUGUCAAUGUUUCUAAUCAUCCUCUGCUCUGAAAAGUGAUUUUAAACGUCCUCCAGGGGUUUUCAGGUUGGAAGUUCCCAAGAAAGUUUGUUGUUGAAUAGUAAACAGGACAAUUCCAGGAUUAGACAUAAUUUCCUGCAUUUUUACAAUAUUUUCCAGCUCUUAUUGUGUUAAGAAAUACUUGAUAUUUUCAGUUUCCUCUUAGUAAAGACAAGAUCUGUAAAGUUUGAAAUGUCAGUCUCAACUUCAGUUUCUGUUCUAGAUUCUAAACACUGUACAGCUGAAUACAAUUGGCUUUAAUCCUGGUGCAGGCAGGCUAGAAAGGAACUAGAAUUUGUUGUAAAAAGUCCCAAGCACACUGGAAUUGUCCUUUUACAAAGCAGACGGUGCUUUCAGGAAACCUCCAACAUUCAGACGUUAAUCCAAGAACUUUUAUUUCUCAUGAAAAGACAAAGCGAGCAGGUGUGUUGUCUCCCAAAGACAAUUCAUAUACCAGUAUUUAAAAUAUUGUCAUCAACUAUUUUCACAAUCCAUCAGCUUUUCUUUUUUUUAGCUUUCACAUGUGUACAGUUCACAAAUUUACCACCAAAAUUGGAGGGACAAUGUUUUUAAAGUCAGAAUCAUGAAGGUCUGAUCAAAUGUUAUCAUCACUGUCAUAUCAUACUGUAACUCUACUACUGCUGUCUGUAUGUCUGGAGCUUGUAGCACUUUUAGCAGUUUGACUACUGUUUGCAGCAGAAUGUACACUGAAUGAUAAAAAAAUAAUAAUAAUUCUGCUAUUGCCUCUUUAAUGGUUUCCUGUAAUGAAACAGUUGAUGAAAUAUUUUCAUCCACUUGGUUUCAUUUUGGAUUUGAGGUUUUAUGUUCUCGUUCAAAGUGUCAGAUGAGCCACAACUGAAAAUACUUACCAUAAUUUGUGAAUAUGUCAGCCAUUUUUUUAAUGAACGGGUUAGUAAUUAAGGUAAGAGAAUAACAAAACAAUGCCACAAUUGACCAAAACCCAAAGAUAUUUUUUUAUUUAAUUUAAACAAACAAGCCUAGAUUUCUCAUUAAUGUCCUGUCAAUGGUGUACUUAAUUAAACCGACUAACUGUUUUAUUGUGGCCAAAUGUCUCACUUAGUUUGGGGUGUAGAUCAAGUUUUCCAAGCUGCCUCACACGUUCAUGUUUUGAUCUACAGUGGACUGUGAUGGUUGUAAACAGCUGCUCAGAACAUCAUUUUGACACAUCAGUCAUGAAAAAACGAGAGCCUUGUGGAAAUGUUCUUUGAAACCUCAGAAAAAUGAAGCCUUAGCAUCGGUAAAACUGAGCAAAAUCAAACUACUUUUAUAAAACUCACCUACAUAUCAUAUCUGUUUUAAAGAAACACUUAACACCUUUUUUCUCUACCUGGAGUUUUUAUUCAGUAAAAGAA